Kickxella alabastrina is the source of this 648-nucleotide messenger RNA. RefSeq names its product ubiquitin-conjugating enzyme/RWD-like protein. Lineage: Eukaryota; Fungi; Kickxellomycota; Kickxellomycetes; Kickxellales; Kickxellaceae. Bases 119 to 595 code for a protein of 158 amino acids. The record is from RefSeq and is a predicted model, not a curated record. The transcript has a single exon.
GCCAUUAUUGUUUUUGUUUGAAGAAAUUCAGUCUUCUUUUUCUUUCUCUUUCUCUUUUCAUUCUGACUAAUUGCCACAUAAAUUAUUACAUUCACACCCUCAUUCCAACAAACAAAAAAUGAGCGCCCAAUCCAGUACCGCACCUCUCUCAGCAGCCACAUCCAAGCGUCUCCAAAGCGAGCUCAUGACCCUCAUGAUGUCCAAGCUCAGUGGAAUCUCCGCCUUCCCCCACUCCGACAACAUGCUCAACUGGGCCGGCACCAUCGAAGGAGCCGAAGGCACAGUAUACGCUGGACUCAAAUACAAGCUCCGCCUCGUUUUCCCCUCUGACUACCCGUUCACAGCCCCCACAAUUACCUUUGACACGCCUUGCUGGCAUCCUAAUGUGGACGAGAGAGGAAAUAUUUGCUUAGAUAUUUUGAAGGAGAAGUGGUCGGCAGUGUAUAAUGUGCAGACUAUUUUGUUGUCAUUGCAGACUUUGCUUGGGGAUCCGAACCCGGAUAGUCCCCUGAAUGGACAGGCUGCGCAGCUGUGGGAGGACCAGGUGGAAUAUAAGAGGGUCUUGUUGAAGCAUUACAAGGAUAACGCACAGUGAGAAAAAAUUAAAAAAAAAACCUUUUUCGCUUUUGCUUUUUUUUAGUGUUGUGA